This is a messenger RNA of Aspergillus sclerotioniger CBS 115572, 1370 nucleotides long. RefSeq names its product lipase family alpha/beta hydrolase. Bases 427 to 1209 code for a protein of 260 amino acids. The transcript is spliced from 2 exons. NCBI's taxonomy places the organism in Eukaryota, Fungi, Ascomycota, Eurotiomycetes, Eurotiales, Aspergillaceae. The record is from RefSeq and is a predicted model, not a curated record.
AUUAUCUCAAUGCUGUACUCAGACAAUUAACAUCCCUCUUCAUUGGAAAAGCAUCUAACCUCCAAUUGCCACAUCACCCCUAACCGAACAACCUCACUGUCACAACUCACCAGAUCCACUCCCCUCGGACCGUUCCGUGCUCUACCAGCCCUGACUCAAUUCAAUACAGCAUGUACCGCUUGCUGGUUUCUUCCAGCCCCACAAGAACAAACAAACAACUGUCAUACUCACUAGCGCACACCAAAGUGAAGCUCCACCGUAAUGAGGCUGUGAGUAGCACCCACCACUUGAACAGGGACCUGUUUUUCCAACACCGGUCUGACACCCUCGCACUAAUUUCUGACCCCUCCGCCUUAUUUAACUGACUUCUCUUUUCCGUCUCAAUAACAUUCAACACAAACAUAACAAGCCAAACUCCCCUCAACCAUGUCCUCAACACCCCUCCCAGUGAUCGUCCUCGUCCCCGGCGCCUUCGGCACACCCGACGGCUUCAACAAAAUGCAACCCUAUCUAACGCAAGCCGGCUACACAACCCACCCAGGCUCAUAUCCCAGUUGCAAUCCCUCUGAUCCGAGCAAAGCGUCCUCGCCCCAUGAUAUCGCUCACUUGCGAGACAACAUCUUACUCCCCCUCUUAAACGAACAAGGUAAAGACCUCGUCAUCAUCGCACACUCCUACGGCGGCGUUGUCGCCGGUGGCGCAGCAAGAGGACUGGCGAAGCAAACCAGAGAAUUUCAAGGUCACUCUACCGGCAUCAUCGGGCUUAUCUACGUGGUGGGAAAUAUCACCCUCGAGGGGGAAUCCCUCCUCACUGCUGUGGGGGGCGCUUAUCCGCCUUUUAUUAAAGUUGAUAAGCCAUCUCAAGGUCUUUGUGUCAUUGAACCAGUGAUGGAGAUUCUGUAUAAUGACUGCGACCGUGCCCUUGAAUCGGAAUUGGAUAAGUGUAUGCGCCCACAUGCACUCCGGGCUUUUGAAACGCCGGCUACUGCCCCGGCUUGGGCGGAGAGGGCGUUUGAUGGGAGCAGAGCGUAUGUGCGUACGCUUGACGAUUGUUGUAAUCCGUCUUCGUUGCAGGAUGUCUGGUUGGAGAAGUCGAAGGUGGAUUGGGAGGUGGUGGAUUUUAAGUCUGGACAUAUGCCGUUUGUGAGUCGGGCGGAGGGGUUGGCGGAGCUGGUGGUUAGGUUUAUUGAUGGGUUUAUGGCGAAGUAGAUGGUCGGGUACCUACGGUUUAUAGUUGGAUUUUGUGGAGCAAAGUCGAUCACUUGGGGAAUCCAUCUUUGCAGUUUUCAUCCUAGCCGGAAAAUACCUCGUUGAUCAAAUUGGAUACUUUCAACAGAAUGUUCAUCAACACCUCACUACUACUCAACCUU